AUGGUAACAACAAUGGUGACAGUCAUUCUAUCAAGACAUAUGAUAAGUAUUCUGCUACAAACAAUGAUAAAUCUUAUGACAAUAACGACUACAGCAGUUAUUCUGAUAAGGGAUAUGAUAAAUACAACGGAAAAGUGUACGGUAUAUAUGAUACCUAUAUUACUCAAAAGGAUAGUGCUGAUAAAACCUUAG
Messenger RNA from Heterobilharzia americana, 192 nucleotides. Lineage: Eukaryota; Metazoa; Platyhelminthes; Trematoda; Strigeidida; Schistosomatidae. The record is from the annotation of a GenBank genome assembly.